Messenger RNA from Schistocerca serialis cubense, 2830 nucleotides. RefSeq names its product dnaJ homolog subfamily C member 21. Gene Ontology annotation, cellular component: cytoplasm. The record is from RefSeq and is a predicted model, not a curated record. The transcript has 5 exons. Lineage: Eukaryota; Metazoa; Arthropoda; Insecta; Orthoptera; Acrididae. Gene Ontology annotation, molecular function: nucleic acid binding; zinc ion binding. Bases 557 to 2563 code for a protein of 668 amino acids.
GACGAAGUUGACAGCGCAGUGUGGUAGGACGUAGGACUGAGACAAGGGAUUUUGACUUGCGUGGUGUGAGUGAGGUUUCGGCCUGUUGUGGAACUAGGCAGACAGUUCAUGGAGGUGAGAAUAGGAGGAGACGGCGCUAUGGACCCCAGCCAAACUAUGGUUUGAAGACAGGUGGGCGUGGCGUGCCGCCAUGACAGACCAAAACACUGACAAUGUGUUACAGCAACCGGCUGUAUUUACAGUUCACCAAAUAUUUGUAAAGGAAGUGUAUUGAAGAGGGUCAGAUUAUAACAACACCCUGCCAAUCAGGUGAAAAGUUCUUUGCAGUUGACACAGAAUGUUGCAGCUUUCCCAAUUUACUGAUGACUGUUACCACAUAAUCUUUGGAAUCAAACUCAAGUAGAACUAUAGAUGUUAUGAUGGAACAUCAAAGUAACCAGUGAAGUUGAUUUGGUUUUCCUGGUAGUAGAAAUAAAAAUGAGUUGAGAGACAAUUGGUGAAUUGCUGUGCUACCAGACAAUCAGUAUCAUCUAUACUAUGAAAAAGGUAUUCAGUAAUGAAAUGUCAUUACGAAGUACUAGGAGUGCCAAGGGAUGCAUCCUUCGAGGAGAUAAAGAAGUCUUACAGGACAUUAGCUCUCAAAUGGCAUCCGGACAAGAAUCCUGAUAAUGUGGUGGAAGCAAGGGAAGAGUUCCUGUUAGUGCAGCAAGCUUAUGAAGUUUUAGGUGAUCCUGCAGAGAGAAAGUGGUAUGAUAAGAACAGGGAAUCAAUUUUGAAGGGGGGUAGAGAUGGAGAUUAUAAGGAUGAAAGCCUUGAUGUCUUUCAGUAUUUCACAUCAUCAUGUUUUAAAGGUUACGGUGAUGAUGAAGACGGGUUUUAUUCUGUAUAUCGGAAAGUUUUUGAAAAAAUUGCAGCAGAAGAUACUGAAUCUGUGUCGGAAAGUGAGCUGAACAUACCAACAUUUGGAGAUUCCAACAGCAACUAUGAAGAUGUUGUCCAUCCAUUUUAUGCAUACUGGCAAAGUUACUCAACCAAGAAAUCAUAUGCCUGGCUGAAUGUAUUUGAUACUCGUCAGGCGACAAACAAGCGUGUGUUUCGUGCAAUGGAAAAGGAAAAUAAGAAGGUAAGGGACAAAGCUCGCAAGGCAAGAAAUGAAGAAGUUCAACAGUUAGUAGCAUUUGUUCGAAAGAGAGAUAAACGUGUGAAGGCGCAUGUGGAAUUUCUGAAACAAAAAUCUGAAGAUAAUGCUAGGAAAGCGAAAGAGUAUAGAAUCAAGCAAGUGAAGAACCGUUUCAAAGAAAUGCAAGAACUUGCUGGACCUCUUCAUGAUCUGAGUAUAUCCACAAUGGAGGAACUGAAUGCAAUUGAAGUGGAAGUAGCUGCAAUGUUUGAUGAGCGUCCUGAAGAAGUUGAUGAUGACGACGACGGACUAUACUGUUUUGUUUGCCAAAAACUCUUCAAAUCAGAAAAAUCUUUUGCAAAUCAUGAGAAUUCAAAGAAGCAUAAGGAAAAUUUGGAACUUAUGAAAGAGCAAGGUAUGUUUCCAGAGUCCGAUGAGAAAGGAAGUGUUUAUGAGGAAACUGGAGCUAGUGCAGUGGAUUCUAGCAGCACGAUUUCUGCUGAUCAAACUAGCACAAGUAGUAGUGAUAAUGAUAGUGACAGUGGUGGUAGUGAUGAUGGCAUAGGAAAACAAGCAGAUAAUAGUGACGUGUCAGGAUCCUUUUGUCAGCAGCUCGAAAACACACAAACUGCAGAAGCUACCACUGAUGACUGUGCCAGCAGUUCAGACACUGAAGAUAGUUUAAAAAUCAUCACACACUUGCAUAAAAGUAAGACACAUAGGAAACUACUUGAAGACUAUGAGAGCUCUGAUGAACUAAACAUACACAUUAUGAGACCUAAUACAAAAAAAUCAUACAAGUGUAGAGGAACAGACACCCAGUGUACAAAGGAAAAUGAUGAUAAAACAAAUACAUUAAUAGAAGAUGCUGAUCAGACUUCUGUGAAAUCUUUAGGCUUUGAUGCAGACGAGGAAAGUAUUUCUGGUGAGGUUGCAGCAAAAAAUAGGAAAAAAAGAAGGAAACAGACAAGAAAUACCAAAAAGUCUGUUAAUCAAGUGGAUUUUGUAACUCAGAAAAAUGAAGACUGUAUUAAUUCACAAAAGUCAAAGUGCCUUACUGCUAUAAAUUGUUCUGAUAAAGGUGUAAAUAAAAUUGUUGAACAUGAUCAUAGUAAGAAAAAUGUUGCAGAGAAGCAGUCAAAAAAACAGAAAAAGAAUGUUAAGGUAUUGGGUGUUGACAAAAUAAAUGGUACUGAAUCAACACUGAAAACUGAAAAAAAUAAACAAUUUGAGAGACAGUCCAAAAGAUCUAAGAAGAAAACUGCUUUGGAAGGAUAUAACACAGGACAAAACCGGGAGACUGACGACAUACCAACUGUGAAAUUGAAGACUCUAGAGGAUGGUGGCACGAACAAAUGUUCCAAAAAACGGGCAAAAAAUAAGUGUGUUGUUGAAGAAAGAUACUUUGUGAACCAAAACUGUGAUGUAGGGAGUCCAUCAUGAUUUGAUAAAAUGAGUAUGCUCAUACAGAUAUGACUUUAAGAUAAUUCGUUUCGGAUAAUGGCUGUGUAUAGAUAUAAGUCUUUUGUGCUCAUUGUAUAGAACAGUAUUAAAAGAACAGCUACACAAAAUGUGCUUGUUCCACUCAUUAAUAUUGUAUUUGUUAACUGCUGUGUAUGAAAACAUGGUUUAUAAAAAUAAAUUAUAUUAUCCAUUCAGAUAUCCAAUGAAUAUCAAUUUGCAGUUUACAGGGCUUGUAUUUGAAAAUGU